AUGACACCAGAGCAGUGUGAAUUUCUUGCUGGCAAUGAACUAAUUCAAAUUACGCCGCAGUUUAACCUGGACAAGCUGAAUCUAAUUAGCGGUGACAUUGGACCAUUUGAAGCUGGCAUGCCUGUAUGGGUACCAAUUUGGGUGGCAGUUACUUUAAGGAAGCGUCGGAAGUGCACGAUCAUUCCUCCAGAAUGGCUAUGCGUGGAUGAAUUGAAGAAGCUUGUGACAGCCGAAAGUGAGAUGAAGGCUUUUGGAGAAGUGCCACGCUUCUAUUUGGAAAUAGCACACAUGUUCAUUGAACAUGCCAAAGAAGAUUUGCCGAACAGUGACAUGGUACGAAUAUAUAUACAAGACUUAUGGGAUAAACGCUCUGCAAAACUUAACAAUUCGUCAUCUAAAUUUUUGGGACAGGCUGAGUCGUGUCAUGCAAGGAUGGAUAAUAUUACACCGAUCGAAGUGGCAUAUAUCAAACGAUCACUAAUCACAGCUACUCGUGAAAUUGAAGAGCUUAAUACUUCAUAUCAAGAAUUAUUAUCUAGUCAAGGAAGUAGCGAAAUAAGAUACGUUGUAGCUUAA
Molecule: messenger RNA, 576 nt
Organism: Thelazia callipaeda (thelaziosis nematode)
Lineage: Eukaryota; Metazoa; Nematoda; Chromadorea; Rhabditida; Thelaziidae
Source: the annotation of a GenBank genome assembly